UGCAGCUCCCUCCCUGGUGACAUUUUUUCAACUGGUCUGUUUUCUGCUGCCUCAGCUGCGGUAUUUCAGAACUCGCAAGGUAUGGCCAAGACAGUUGCUGCGGCUGCCCUGCUUGUCUCGGUGUCCAUCUUACAAAUAGCCCGAGGCCAAAAUGUCACAAUACAGAAACCGGGGCUCCGAUGUUACAGCUGCAGCUUUAACCAACCCUGCACGGAGACACAGGUGACCUGCAAAGAAGGAGAACAUUGCAGCAUGAUAAGAGGGCAUUCAGAUUAUAAAGUUCAUGAAUCCAUCUUCAAGAAGGGCUGCAUCUCGGCAAAGAAAUGCAGAAGCUCGGACAAUAUCAGCUACUGGAACAACCCCUUCCGUGUUACCUACUCCUGCUGCAGCACAGAUCUCUGCAACACGGGCAUCUCUAGGGCCCCCCAUGCCUCUAGCACCAACCUCCCCAUGCUCUGUGUGGCCACUGUCCUGACUAUCCUAUUUGCCUCCCUCUCCUGAGACCCAGAAUCUGCCUGCUCCCUGAGGGAACUGUCCCCCUUCCCAGCAAUGACUGAAUUCUCCCUAAACACACACACCUUUGGGCUAAAAACCAGCAGAGGGUCUGUUGUCAUAAUGGUUGUGAUGCAGUAUUUUGGUGUCUACGUUGCAUGGUUUAGAUAUCUAUCCCACCUGAUGGCCCACCUAUGAGCUCACCAAACUGCUUGCAAAAUUGCCAUGGAACAGAUCAUUUGUCAUGUUUGUUCCAGAAAUGAUCUGUGAAGUCCUGUGGACCCAGGAAUCUGCUUGAUGCUGAACCAGAUGGCCACAAUGUGUUUAGCAGGAGAAAUUCAUACUAAAAUGCUGAAGAAUUUUCAUGAGGAUUUGUUUUUUAAAAAUCUGGUCCAUCUACCUCAGUUUUGUCUACACUGACUGGCAGUGGCUGUGGCGGGCUUCUAACAGGGGGGCUUUAUUUAUUAUAUUUAUUUGCAGCUGUAUAAACUGCUUCACAGCUGAAAGUUUCCAAAACGGUGUGCACUAUAAUAAAAUAAAAUACGAAAGAUUAGAAAGUCAGUAAGCGAAAAGUAAUGACAUCAGUAAGUUCUAAAAUUGCUGUAGCUUCGGCUAUGGGGCGGUAUAUAAAUGUAAUAAAUAAAUAAAAUUGCACAGCUAUGCUAGGGAUUGAACCUGGGACCUUCUACAUGCCAACAUGUGCUUUGCCAUUGAGCUAUGGCCCUUCCCCUAACAUUGUCAUGACAGUGAGAUGAUUUGGUGGUGUUCCCUGGUGCUGCCAGUUAUGAAUGUGUCUGUCCUUUCUUUUCUGAGAUACCUGAUGCCGUCUUAAGGAAAUCUUUUUUUCCCAAACAGAAGAUUCUGGGAUAACGUCUUAUCCUGAUGAUAACUUCACAGGUUAUCAACUUUCGUGAGAACUAGCGUAACAUACCAUCUGAGGCUGCAGUCCCAUGCACACUUUCCUGAGAGCAAGUCCCAUUGAAUUUAUUGCAGUUACUUCCAAGUAAACAUGCAUAGGAUCAGGCUGAAAGUGUGUGAGCCAUGGGCCGCAGAGUUUCUGGCUGAACUGUCGCCUCAGCUGGGAACUCAGGACGUGGCAGUCAUCAAGCCAGUGUUCUGUAGCAGCCUCUGAUCUGGAACAUGAGGAUGAGAAUAAUAUUGACCUACCUCACAGAAGUAUUGUUAAGGUUGCUGAGGUAAUGUAAGCAAAGGGCACUUUAUAAAUGUUAAGUAUUAUUAUUCCUAUUCUACACCAGGAGUAGCCAACAUUGUGUUCUCCAGAAGUUGGGGAUUAGAACUCCCAUAUGCAUAUAACAUGUACAGAGAAAGGGGCCUGCAGGAGUUGGCAAUGGAUCCUCUGGUAGGGGACAGGACAGGGUGGGUGAACCUAAGGCUCUCCAGAUGUUGUUGGACUAAAACUCCCAUCAGCCCCAAGUGGUAUGGCCAAUGGUCAGGGAUGAUGGGAGGUGUAGUCCCACAAUAUCUGGAGGACACCACAUUGGCUAUCCCUCUUCUGCACUUUCUGUCAUUUCUUCUCUGUAGAAACAGGUUGAGUCUCCAUUCCAGCCGAGUGGAUUGUUAAAAGGACAAAGAGUCUUGUGGCACCUUAAACUGAGAUGGCCACGCACACACUUACACCCCGACCAUAUAUUCAUUCAGGUGAUGAGCCCUUUGGCUUUAAGAUGAGCAAUAUUAAUCACUGGUUACAUGAUUUGACCAUCUUGUUCAUCUUCUCAGACUCUGCUCCAGGUUCCUCUGCUGUCAGCUGUGGCACCAGAGAUGAGUCACCUGGGUCCAUCACUGCUCAUUUUUGCAGAAUGCCAUCUCGUUUCAGCUGUAUUUUAUGCUGCAUCUGCCUUUUUGUUUUUGUUGUCCUUUUUAGAUUGCUCUGUGGUUAUGCUGAUAUUUUGCAUUAUCCUGGAUUACUUUAUUUUGAUUGUAAGCCACCUUGAGUGUAUAUUAGAAAGGUGGGGUAAAAUCCUGAAAAUGGAACCCAACUCACCUUUACCCCAGAAACUUUCCACACCAUGCAUUUAAAUUUGUAUUUAAAUUUGAAAAUUUUAAUUAUGUUUCAUUGUGUAUUGUAUUUACAUCCACCUGUAUUUUAGCCUGUUUUAUUAUGCUGUGCACCGCCCUGGGAGCUUAUUGCUAUAGGGCGGUCUAAAAAUGUAAUAAAAUAAAAAUAAAUAAAAUAAAAGCACAUGGCUCUCCCCAACGAAUCCUGGGAACUGUAGUUUGCUAAGGGUGCUGGGAACUGUAGCUCUGUGAGGAGUAAACUUCAGCUCUCAGGAUAAUUUAGGGGAAACCAUGACUGUUAAAGUGCUAUAAAGGUACUUUGAAUGUAUAGUAUGGAUGUGACCUCCUACAUAGGGUUAGGCUAGAAUCCAAUACAUGUCUACUCAGAGCUCCAUUGGGUUCAAUGGGACUUACUCCAAGGUAAGUGGGAACUGAAUUGCAGCCUUAGUCUGUAUUGCAGGGCCUCAUCAGUACAACCCUGCAAAAGAGGGUUUUUUUCUGCCUAGAUGGCAAUCCUACACAUGCUGUCAGAUAUGUCCAGAGCUUUAGAAAUGUUUUCUCAAGGUUAAGGUGCAUAUUUCUACACCGCUUGUCUUCAAAAAUACA
Molecule: messenger RNA, 3114 nt
Organism: Rhineura floridana
Lineage: Eukaryota; Metazoa; Chordata; Lepidosauria; Squamata; Rhineuridae
Product: lymphocyte antigen 6G6e-like
Exons: 3
Coding region: 82-501 (139 amino acids)
Biological process (GO): acetylcholine receptor signaling pathway; desensitization of G protein-coupled receptor signaling pathway
Cellular component (GO): plasma membrane
Molecular function (GO): acetylcholine receptor binding; acetylcholine receptor activator activity
Source: RefSeq, a predicted model, not a curated record